This is a messenger RNA of Phodopus roborovskii (desert hamster), 3954 nucleotides long. RefSeq names its product kelch like family member 15 (gene Klhl15). Gene Ontology annotation, biological process: protein ubiquitination; nuclear protein quality control by the ubiquitin-proteasome system. Gene Ontology annotation, molecular function: protein binding. The transcript is spliced from 3 exons. NCBI's taxonomy places the organism in Eukaryota, Metazoa, Chordata, Mammalia, Rodentia, Cricetidae. Gene Ontology annotation, cellular component: nucleus; Cul3-RING ubiquitin ligase complex. The record is from RefSeq and is a predicted model, not a curated record. Bases 493 to 2307 code for a protein of 604 amino acids.
CCGGCGUGGGUGAUCCUGAGGCUCGGCGCGCUUCGGGGCAGAAGCCCGGAGACGCCGUCGUCGACUUCGCUGCCGCUGGCGCUUCUGCUGUUGCCCUCGGCCCCCUCAGCUCUCUCCCGGUUCGUGGCCCUAAGCCGGCUCUCCCGCCGAACCUUGUGGGGUGCCGCGAGCCCCCCCUCCCCUCCCUGGUAUUGGCAAGUCUGGGCCCCGGCCCCGACGCCGUGCGCCUCCCGCCUAGCCCAACUGUCUGGACUCGCUACUCAAGCGCUGUCUUCUUUCCCAGGACUGGUUCUGAGGGGGCUUCAGGCUCGCACGGUCGACCCGUGCUGGAGUGCUCCGGCCCGGCCAGGGAGCGGCCCCUUGUAGAGGUCCAAGGAGCCUAAGGAGGUCCGUCCCGGCGCCCGACCCUCCCACCGUUCGGCCCACUGGCCCGCUUCUUCCUGAUGCAGACUGCCGUCCACUAGAGGCUGGACAGGACCCCCGAGGUGAUUCAUGGCAGGGGACGUGGAAGGUUUCUGUUCUUCCAUCCAUGACACCAGUGUCUCUGCUGGGUUCAGAGCACUGUAUGAGGAGGGAUUGCUUCUCGAUGUCACUCUGGUUAUUGAAGACCAUCAGUUCCAGGCCCAUAAAGCGCUCUUGGCCACCCAGAGUGAUUACUUCAGAAUUAUGUUCACAGCAGACAUGAGAGAACGCGAUCAGGACAAAAUUCACUUGAAAGGUCUAACAGCUACUGGUUUCAGCCACGUUCUUCAGUUUAUGUAUUAUGGAACUAUAGAACUGAGUAUGAAUACUGUUCAUGAAAUCCUUCAGGCUGCAAUGUAUGUUCAGCUUAUAGAAGUGGUGAAGUUCUGCUGUUCUUUUCUGUUAGCCAAAAUCUGCUUAGAAAAUUGUGCAGAAAUUAUGAGACUCUUAGAUGAUUUCGGUGUUAACAUCGAGGGAGUCAGGGAGAAGCUGGACGCCUUUCUGCUAGACAACUUUGUGCCACUCAUGUCCAGGCCUGACUUCCUAUCCUAUCUGAGCUUUGAGAAGCUCAUGUCUUAUCUGGAUAAUGAUCAUCUGAGCAGGUUUCCCGAAAUAGAGCUGUACGAAGCUGUGCAGUCUUGGCUGCGACAUGAUAGACGACGAUGGAGACAUACAGAUACCAUCAUUCAGAACAUCAGGUUUUGUUUGAUGACUCCAUCCAGCGUUUUUGAGAAGGUUAAAACAUCAGAAUUUUAUAGAUACUCUCGACAGCUACGCUAUGAAGUUGACCAAGCACUGAAUUACUUCCAGAAUGUUCACCAACAGCCCUUGUUAGACAUGAAAUCAAGCCGUAUUCGUUCUGCCAAACCCCAAACUACAGUAUUUCGAGGAAUGAUUGGACAUAGCAUGGUUAAUAGUAAAAUACUUCUUCUAAAGAAACCAAGAGUCUGGUGGGAACUGGAGGGCCCCCAAGUACCUCUAAGGCCAGACUGCCUUGCUAUUGUCAAUAAUUUUGUAUUCCUGUUAGGUGGAGAAGAACUAGGCCCAGAUGGCGAAUUCCAUGCCUCUUCGAAAGUAUUCAGGUAUGAUCCAAGACAAAAUUCUUGGCUGCGCAUGGCAGACAUGUCUGUACCCCGUUCGGAAUUUGCUGUUGGUGUUAUUGGGAAGUUUAUUUAUGCUGUGGCAGGCAGAACAAGAGAUGAAACUUUCUACUCAACAGAGAGAUAUGAUAUUAUUAAUGAUAAAUGGGAAUUUGUAGAUCCUUAUCCAGUCAACAAAUAUGGACAUGAGGGGACAGUGCUCAAUAAUAAGUUGUUUAUCACUGGAGGAAUCACUUCAUCUUCCACAUCUAAACAAGUAUGUGUGUUUGACCCCAGUAAAGAAGGGACCAUAGAACAGCGGACCAGAAGAACUCAAGUAGUCACCAACUGCUGGGAGAAUAAGAGCAAGAUGAAUUAUGCCAGAUGCUUUCACAAGAUGAUAUCUUACAAUGGCAAGCUUUAUGUCUUCGGUGGUGUCUGUGUGAUCUUGAGGGCCUCUUUUGAAUCUCAGGGCUGCCCUUCCACAGAGGUGUACAACCCAGAUACUGAUCAGUGGACCAUCUUGGCAUCCAUGCCAAUUGGUAGAAGUGGCCAUGGUGUGACUGUACUGGACAAACAGAUAAUGGUCCUUGGAGGCCUUUGUUAUAAUGGUCAUUACAGUGAUUCUAUUCUCACCUUUGACCCAGAUGAAAAUAAGUGGAAGGAAGAUGAGUACCCUCGGAUGCCCUGCAAGCUGGAUGGUUUACAAGUAUGCAACCUACAUUUUCCAGACUAUGUACUGGAUGAGGUUCGACGUUGCAACUGAUGAAAUCUUUCUCCCUGGAAAAAAUAAAACAAAACAAACAAACAAACAACAACAACAAAAAAAGGCAAAUCAAGCAUUUGUGAUAAAGUAGUUUAAAAUCAUAAAGAAAAACCUCACCAGUUUUAUUAUCAAAGCCAUUGGUCUAAUAUUGUAAGUUUUCAUUCUGUGCUAGCAUCUUUCUUUUCCUUUCAGUGGCCUCAAACUCAUGCAAUAAGUUCAUUUAAAGCGCUAGCUCUUGAAACUACUUCCAAAAGCAGUUUAUGCACUGCUCUACUUACCUGGGAAGUUGAUUUUCUGCUUUAAAAAUUUCUUUUAGAUGUUAGUGUAGGAUUUGUGCAUCUUUUAAAGAAGACCCAGUAAGUGUCACUGGAUGUGAUUUCAGUCCCUCUGUCUGAACUGUUUUUGGAUAUUAUUUUAGUUCAGUAUAUGUUUUGGUUUAUUAUUUAAAAGUAUAAAACUCUUGACCUUUUUGCAUGGCUUUUUGCUGAAAAUGCAAAAUUUAAAUUUUCUACAAAUGUUUUUUAUAUCAGAACACUAUUUCUAAGCUGCCUUCUCUUAUCUGCAUUGUGUUAGUGAAAGCAUAUCCAUACUCACAUACAUCCUAUAAAUAUAUAAGGCACAUCCCUUUUAUGCGUGGUUAGGAUUCUAUAUUUUUAAGCUAGUGCACUUGCACAUACAGUUCGCCAUACUUGUUGAAAUUUAGAUGUAACGUCUUUAAUGUAUUAAUGUUUUUAGAAAGUUAAAGUAACUGGAGUCCUCAUUCGGUAUCAAAGUAGUCUUUCUUCAGUCCAUACUGGUUCAGUAAAAUUUGCACUCAUAUUUCUGAAACAUGUAUGGAUUAAAAAAAACUAAUGUCUUACAUUUUGUUUUCAGAGGUAAACAUUAAUAUUUCAUAUCAAUGUAUGUUUUUUUCUUGUUUGAAAAUAUUUUUCUUUGCAGUCUGUUUAAUGUUGGUUACUCUGUUUUAGUGAUAAUCAGAGUGGCCUGUGUCAAGCUCUGAUCCUGCAGUGUGCAAGCACUUUUAAAGAAGAGUUAGGUAAUACUAUACUAAGUAAAAUCCCCUUAAAAGUAAGUGCAAGUCCCAUUGUUUCUAUUCAGUAAGGCUGCUGCAGGCGAUGAAUAUGGGGCAGCAACUCUUACACAGUUUGAGCUCAGUUUUGACUCAGAGGUGAGAAAUGAGCUAAAUAAUGUUACUGGUUAUAUCUGCCUGAUCAGUUUGUACAAAAUAUUCAGUGAUACUAGAGAGAGAUGUCAACCCUCAAUGUCUUUUUAGUUUCUGGAAGCUACUAGCAUGAAGAAUAGUAACCAGAAAGUUUGGAAUGACUCUUGAAUAGCUGUUUUAAAGGCAUUUAUCAUAAAUAGUUUAGGCUUAACUGCACAUUUCAACUCUUCAAAUGAGAAGGAAGAAAAUAUAACUGACAAAAUUAAGAGUGAUCUGGUAGUGGGUCAUUCAAAUUGAUGCCAUUUUCUCAUGAGCAGUCUGUAUCUGAUUAAAUCUUGCACUGGCAUAGUUUGCCAGAUCUGUGGAUUUUGGUGCAAUAUUGCAAUGCCUUCUAUAUGGCUGCUGUUAUAUAAAUUUUCUAGUUACUUUGCUUUGUUUUAUUUUGCUGCUGGCAACAUUGAACAUAAAAUGGAAGUGUGAAGUAA